Rhodotorula toruloides NP11 is the source of this 1092-nucleotide messenger RNA. Its product is annotated as aspartate-semialdehyde dehydrogenase. Gene Ontology annotation, biological process: L-threonine biosynthetic process. The record is from RefSeq and is a predicted model, not a curated record. Lineage: Eukaryota; Fungi; Basidiomycota; Microbotryomycetes; Sporidiobolales; Sporidiobolaceae. The transcript is spliced from 3 exons. Gene Ontology annotation, molecular function: NADP binding; protein dimerization activity; NAD binding. The coding region runs from base 1 to 1092 and encodes 363 amino acids.
AUGUCGCAGCCUGCACGCGAAGUCAAGGUUGCCAUCGCCGGUGCGACCGGCACCGUCGGCCAGCGCUUCAUCUGCCUCCUCGCCUCGCACCCCUACUUCCGCAUCGUCUCGCUCAACGCCUCGCCCCGGUCUGCUGGAAAGUCGUACCGCGAGGCCGUCAAGUGGAAGCAGCCCGUGCCGAUCCCCAAGCAAGUCCUCGACAUGACGGUCAAGACCUGCGAGGUCGACCAGUUUGGCGACGCCGAGAUUGUCUUCUCUGGGCUUGACAGCGAUGUCGCGGGCGAUGUCGAGGAGGGCCUGCGGAAAGCAGAGUACGCCGUCUUCUCCAACGCCGGCAACUUCCGCCGCGACCCGCUCGUCCCGCUCGUCGUUCCCCUCGUCAACCCGUCGCACUUUGGCAUCAUCCCGCACCAGAAGGAGACGCUCGGCCUCAACAAGGGCUUCAUCAUCACCAACGCCAACUGCUCGACGACGGGCAUCGUCAUCCCCCUGCACGCACUCGAGAAGGCCUUCGGUCCCCUCGAGACCGUCAUGGUCACGACGAUGCAGGCCAUCUCGGGCGCCGGCUACCCUGGCGUCCCCUCGCUCGACAUCCUCGACAACGUCGUGCCGUACAUCGCCAAGGAGGAGGAGAAGAUCGAGUGGGAGUUGGGCAAGAUCCUCGGCGGCUUGUCGGACGACCUCAAAGAGUUCGACUACCACUCGAAGCACCCGAUGAAGGUCUCGGCCGCAUGCAACCGCGUCCCCGUCGUCGACGGCCACCUCGAGUGCAUGUCGAUCCGCUUUGCGCGCCGGCCCCCGCCGUCGCCUCAGCAGGUCAAGGACGCGCUGCGGGCGUACUACUCGGAGGCGCAGAAGCUUGGAUGCCCGUCUGCGCCUGAACAGGCCGUCUACGUUCACGAGGAGGCGGACCGACCUCAGCCCCGUCUCGACAGGCACUUCCAGAACGGCGCAGGCGUCAACGUCGGCCGCGUGCGGGAAUGCAAGGUCCUCGACAUCCGGAUGGUUGUCUUGAGUGCCAACACCAACAUCGGCGCCGCGACGAGCUCCAUCAUGAACGCCGAGUACGCGGUUGCGAAGGGUAUCGUCUAG